Molecule: messenger RNA, 606 nt
Organism: Oncorhynchus keta (chum salmon)
Lineage: Eukaryota; Metazoa; Chordata; Actinopteri; Salmoniformes; Salmonidae
Product: C-C motif chemokine 20-like
Exons: 4
Coding region: 134-436 (100 amino acids)
Biological process (GO): immune response; cellular response to interleukin-1; neutrophil chemotaxis
Cellular component (GO): extracellular region
Molecular function (GO): CCR chemokine receptor binding; chemokine activity
Source: RefSeq, a predicted model, not a curated record
AGCCCGAGCCCUACUUAAACACAAACUCUCAGUCAGAAAAACACUCUCUCUUUCUCUCACACACUACAGAUAACGAAUCUACGAAAACACUCUCCCUACUUUCUGUCUCUGUGGAACCCAUCUGAAGAUCAGGAUGCUUUGCUGUAGAGAGUGUGUCCUGACUGUGCUGUUAUCUCUCCUCAUCCUCACACUCAUCCCCUCCACAAAAUCAGCAGAUUGCUGUCUGAAGUACACUCGGCGUCCAGUGCCAUGCCGACGGCUGAAAGACUACACUUACCAGACCAUUACCUCUUCCUGUGACAUCCAUGCUGUCGUCUUCCACACCCGGAGGGACAAGUUUGUGUGUGCCGACCCCUCUCAAGACUGGACCAAGAGGGUACAACGCUGUCUGCUCAAGCGUCAGGAGAGGAAAUCUAAACUGAAGAAAAUUCUCUGAUCUCAAGACCUCAUGACCUGGAGAUGAUGUGGAGAGGGUUUCAUGACCUGGAGAUGAUGUGGAGAGGGUUUCAUGACCUGGAGAUGAUGUGGAGAGGGUUUCAUGACCUGGAGAUGAUGUGGAGAGGGUUUCACGGCCUGGAGAUGAUGUGGAGAGGGUUUCAUGACCUG